AUGUCCAGCGUCACCACAGGCAGAAAAGCCUGGGAAUCGUACUACCACUUUUUCCCCUUCUACAUGCUCACGGGCAGAGAGCUGUUGUUGUUGCACCUUUUCGUCAUUCUGUUUUUCCUGUUCAUCGGCUGGGGCGUCUACCUGUGUUUGCCCGCCUAUGUGCCGUUUGUGCUUUCGAGAGGGAAGUACUAUUUGACGGGCUCCCAGGAGGCGCUCGGCAAUUUUGUGUUGAAGAUGAAGGGAGAUAUGAAAACGGGGUCUUUAGGGCCCGGGGAUUCGGAAAAUCCGGUUGGUUUUGCGUCAAACGGCGGGGAUGACGGUAUUGUUGAUGGUGUUGGUGAGAAGCGCUUGACCAAAGAGGGUCCACGUUUGAAGCGGACACAGGGCGUCUUGAGGCGUGGAAAUGGAGAUUUACGUGGAUUGGGAGGUGAAGAAUCUAGUGGAAGUACUGGAAAUGGCUUACCGGCGCUGGACGCGUCAGAAAGUGGAAGUCUACGAAACCACAACAGUGAGGACACGAAUGGUGAAAACGACGUGGAAAAGUCGCCUCCUCUAUUCUGUGAAUCCACUUCGCCAAAAGCGUCCAAAUCACUUUCCCUCUCCGGCCAGCAUCGCCGCCUAAACGCACCAAAAACCGGAACCGUCCUCAAAAGACUCAAACUAGACAUCAACAGAACAGCCAGCCAAGCCACCCAACCGUCCUCCUCCACAAAACUCUCCUGCCAGUGGCGGAAAAGAUCAAACAAAAAGAACAAGUCCUGGGAAGGCGACGGGUUUCUCUAUGUGCUGGAUUCUGGUGUCGUUCUCAAAGCUGAUACUAAGGGAAACGGCACGCUACGAGUUCUAGGGCGAUCUUCCAAUUCGAACACCAGUGGUCUUCUCGUUCUAGGGCAAUUUGAAGCGGAGGUGGACGAAGAAGGCGAAACAAGGCAUAUUUCAGUCAACCAGCCUGAACCACAGGCGGUUCCUGCUCCCACGAGCUUCAAAUCGCCAUUUCACGCAAGGGAGCCGAAAUCUAUAGCUCCUGAAGCAUUUUGUCUUCACGAUAAGGUCACUGUGGAUCCAACACUUACCAGGUUUCUCAGGCCUCAUCAGCGAGAAGGUGUGCAAUUCAUAUACGAUGGACUUUUAGGGCGCCGUGUGGAAGGCCAGCGGGGUGUUCUUCUAGCGGACGAAAUGGGUCUUGGAAAAACACUCAUGACCAUCACCGUCUUAUGGACGCUUCUAAAGCAAAGCUCCAUGGGCAAAAGCCAAGACGCACUGAAGGUGCUCGUUUGUUGCCCUGUUUCUCUCAUUGACAACUGGCGCAAAGAGUUUACAAAAUGGCUCGACAAGAACCGCAUAGGUGUGCUUGCAUUGAAUGGCAAGAACCAGCUGCCCGCCAAGGACAAACAGGAUAUCAACGGUUUUGCCAAAACCAACGUCUACCAAGUUCUCAUCAUGGGCUACGAGAAGCUGCUUCUGUGUGCCAAAGAAUUGGGUGCUGUUGAUUUUGACGUGAUUGUAUGUGACGAAGGUCAUAGACUCAAGAACAACAGCAGCAAGGUUAUGAAACUAUUGGACGGCCUCGGCGUGGAAAUGCGGUUGGUGCUCACGGGAACUCCGAUCCAAAACGACUUGAAUGAGUUCUACACCAUCGCCAACUUCAUAAAUCCUGGCAUUUUGGGAUCGCUGGCAGACUUUCAGAAACGCUUUGCCAGACCAAUUCUACGAGCUCGUGAUGUCAACUGCCUGAGCAGGAAUAUCAUCAAGGAAGGACGGAAGGUGUCCAAUGAGUUGAUCGAAAUCACAAAAAGCUUUACCCUUCGAAGAACGCAAAAUGUCAUCAGCUCGUUCUUGACCAGGAAAACAGACGUCUUGCUUUUUUGUCCGCCUACAAAGCUUCAAAAGUCUCUCUUUAAGCUUGUGCUCGGCUCGUCUAACUUCAACAAGAUCAUCAAUUCUGACCCCAGAGACGUUCUUGCAUUGAUUAUGGUGUACCGAAAGAUUUGCAACUCUCCGUCAUUGUUGGCGAAGGAUUCCUUCUUCAGUACACUUCUAGGCACAGAGGCCCGGAAACAGCUUGAUCCAGCCUCCCUCACCACACGAACAACAGGCAGUAAAAUUAAUGUUCUUGUUCCCCUCCUUCUUGAGUUUAAGAAACUCGACGAAAAGACUGUUCUUGUGUCAAACUUCACCCAAACUUUGGACUUCCUAGCGACGGUUCUUCUGAAACUCAAUAUUCAGUUCGUCAGGCUUGACGGCUCAAGUGCUAGUAAUACCCGUGAUAAGCUUGUCAGUGAUUUCCAUAAAGCGGAAGGGUUCACCGUCUUCCUCCUACUGGCCAAGGCUGGCGGUGUGGGGUUGAAUCUUGUCGGUGCAUCUAGACUAGUGCUUUUCGAUAAUGAUUGGAACCCUUCGGUGGAUCUUCAAGCAAUGGCGAGAAUUCACAGAGACGGACAAAAGAAGCCCGUGUACAUCUACAGACUAUUCACCACCGGCUGUAUUGAUGAGAAGAUUUUCCAGAGACAGCUCAUGAAGGGCACGCUUAGUGACAUGUUUCUCGAUGACAAGUCUGAAUCGUCGCUGAAUAUCUUUGACUUUGAAGAUCUCAAGGACCUAUUCAAUGUCGCCGAUACCAACUGCAACACCCACGACUUGAUUGAAUGCCCAUGUUCAGGCGAGGGAGAGAGUCUCGAAUCGUCCCAAAAGCAGGAUACACAAGACGACACUGAUGAAGACGACGAAUUGCCGUCUCUGGGCUGGAUGAGCGCUCUGGAUCUACACAAAAUGGCUCCAGAUAACAAUGCAAAAAAGCAGUCCAUCAGAUUGGCAUUAUCCCACUACAAGCAUUUUGACCCUACUGAGUGUGACUCCGGUGUGGAUGUCCUGGACGAGGUUGUCAACAAGUUGCUACAGAAACUCAAGGAGGAGCGUCUAUUAACGUACGUCUUGACACACGUCACCCAAGGAUACUCAUAG
Messenger RNA from Candidozyma duobushaemuli, 2961 nucleotides. It is a transcript of the gene RDH54, whose product is annotated as DNA-dependent ATPase. The transcript has 2 exons. Gene Ontology annotation, cellular component: nucleus. Gene Ontology annotation, biological process: double-strand break repair via homologous recombination; reciprocal meiotic recombination. The coding region runs from base 1 to 2961 and encodes 986 amino acids. The record is from RefSeq and is a predicted model, not a curated record. Gene Ontology annotation, molecular function: DNA translocase activity; ATP-dependent chromatin remodeler activity; ATP binding. NCBI's taxonomy places the organism in Eukaryota, Fungi, Ascomycota, Pichiomycetes, Serinales, Metschnikowiaceae.